Messenger RNA from Dendroctonus ponderosae (mountain pine beetle), 2512 nucleotides. RefSeq names its product arrestin domain-containing protein 3. The record is from RefSeq and is a predicted model, not a curated record. Gene Ontology annotation, cellular component: cytoplasm. The coding region runs from base 358 to 1470 and encodes 370 amino acids. Gene Ontology annotation, biological process: protein transport. Lineage: Eukaryota; Metazoa; Arthropoda; Insecta; Coleoptera; Curculionidae. The transcript has 11 exons.
GAUAACUUAAUUUCGAAUCGGUGUUAAUUGGAGUUUUGCGGAGAAUGCGAAAAAAUCGACCCCAUUUUUCCAGUUUGGUCAGCGAGCGAGACGACAAGAAUCUGGAUUAGCGACGAUCCAGAUAAGCGCACUGUUGUGAUUUUCGCCUGGUGGACGUUAUCGAACAUGUGUGGGAGUAGGAAUCACGUAGUGUGUGAAGGUGUUGUUGGGAAGCUGGGAAAAAGGCGUUUCGAAGCACUGUGAGGCGUUGCUGGGCUCGUGAUGCUAAACUUUCGUGUUUAUCGGGCGAAAGAUCCAGGCAAAUUAGGAACGUCUGCAUAGUCCGUGUGAGCAGCUGCCCUCUCUGAGCAAUAAAUAAUGGACUAUAUUCGCGAAUUCGACAUCCAGCUGGAUAAAGAGCAGUACUAUGCAGGGGAAACCGUGUGCGGAAAAGUCAUCCUGGACACAAUUGAGAACUUCCAAAUGAAAAGUAUCAGGGUGGCCCUGCGUGGAAAAGCCCACACCGAAUGGAAAGUGAUGCUUUCCGGCGACAGACGCACGGUGAAAGAGGACCAGUACUUCAUCGAUCAACGACAAACGAUCUGGGGCGAAAAACACGCGAUCGGCAAAAAGUCGAUUAUCCCCAGAGGGGUGCACAAAUUCCCAUUCAGCUUCGAUCUUCCCGAAUCCGCCUUACCCUGUUCGUUCGAGAGCCGCGUGGGGCAAAUCCGCUACUUUUUCAAAGUGAUCAUCGACAUACCGUACGCCAGUCCGCCACAAGGGAUGAAAUACUUCACGAUCAUUGGGCCGCAUAUCGAUUGCAUGGACGAACACUAUUUGAAACCCAUUGUGUUGGAGAAGCGCCGCUCCACAUGCUGCUGGUGCUGCAAGCGCGGCACCGUCUCAUUGAAGUCGGUGUUGGAACGCUGCGCUUACGUCUGCAAGGAGAGCAUCAAAUUGAAAGUGACCGUCGACAAUCAGGGCGAGGAGGACGUAUGGUUACGGAUUAGGCUGGAGCAAAUAUGCGAAUAUUUCAUAGACCGGGGAGUCUUGGGAGUGUCCAAGGAACAGAAAAACCUUGUGCUGGAAUACAAGGGAAAUCCGGUAAAGGCCCAAAAAAAAAUCAAGUGGGACAGCGGAARCGUGCUGGUCAUUCCCGUGGUGCCCACAACGCUAGUCAAUAUAUGCCGGCUGAUCCAGAUUUACUACGUUUUAACGGUAAGCCUGGAUACGGCCAAAGAAACCGACUUGGUGUCGGUCAAUAUGCCCCUAACCAUCGCCACAGUGCCGUUCCGAAUACCCAACAGUGGGCUAAAUAAAACCAUAAAAUACGAGCCAGCAAGCACGCAUGUGGAAGGCGGCCAGUACUUGGCUCCAGAUUUCCUGCUCGGGCAGGUUUACGAUGGCAACGAACACUACUUAAGAGAACCGAUCGUUUUGUAUAAGCCGGUCUAUGUAACGAUAGACAAAUCUGAGUAUACAGAGUACUAAAACCGGCAGCAAUUCUUCAGCGCUACAGGGUAUUCCAGUCAGCUUUACGUUUUUCGCUCCCUAUGUAAGUUUAUCAAGACUGAGCCAGACAACCGACACUUAUUUUGCGUAUUUUCUACAACAUACAUACCGGAUCGAAUGUGCACAAACGUCUAUUUUUACGCAUUUUACAAAGACUUUUUUAAUAGGCUGUCGCCGACAGGAAUGUGGUCCUGACGUUUCGCUCGCAUGCAUGGCAGCAUCUUCAGAGGUUUGUUCGAACUCAGAACCCCCCCAAAUCCCUAUCGGCGACUGCCUAAUAACCGGAAAAGUCUCCAACUAUUCAAUAAUAAAGUUGAGUGGAUUUGCGAAACUAUUUAUACAGACUUUUCUCAAAAACUAAAUUAAAUUUAAAAAAUUGAAAAUUUGUCUGCCUCAAAACUCGGAAAUUUUAAGCGGCGAGAGUGUCAACUUGGAACGUAGCUAGGCGCAAUGCGCCCAAGUGCCCAUGCGUGCGAGUGAGAUUACCGAUGCAGGCUACGUUCCCGCAUGGGAAAAUCGACGAUUGAGUAACCGUAGUAAAUGUUAGCAAAAUUAGCAAAAUUUAAAUCAAGUAAAUGUUGUGCCCUUUUUGGUGGUUUGUGAUUGUGAUACGGUACUUUUCGGCCCCUCUUCCCUCUACCCACAACGUUAAUUAUUUAUUUAUAGAUUUGUUUCUACUCUUGAUGUACGCGUAUUUUCCUAUAGACGUAAAACUAGUAGAUUAACCCCAUACAAAUUAUAUGCAAUGUUAAUGUUGUGGCUUAUUGAGCCGGUGUGUAAGCAAAUCUUGAUUUUCCAAUUAUAUACACAGUGAACCAAACUAGGUUAGUUAACUGGCUCAAUAAGCCACCAGCCGUAGGCCAAAUGUGUUAUAACGUAACAGCGAAAAAGUGUAUUUGAUGUUAUUUGUAAUAAAUAAAUAAAUAAAAAAAACCCUUAAAGUAAACUGGCGCAACGUGGCACUACGAAGAUACUAAACUAGCAACUAGUCUAUAAAUGAAUAAAGCCCUAUGUUUAUAGA